UCCCACUCACUGUUAUCCUCGACCUUCUGUCAUCAUUUACCUGCCUAAUCCCUGAAGGUAGUGAGUUUCCUGUCACUGGAAGUCCACUUUUCCAUGCCCUUACUUGUGGGAGUUCUCACAGAUGCUGCUUCUCCUCUGGCUCAGAUCAUGUCUAACGUGAAUGAAGCAGCUCGUCGGCUGUCCAAGAGUGGGACAGGCCUCUAUGCAGUGCUGGAGCUUAAGAAGGGUGCCUCACCUGAAGACAUCAAAAAGUCCUACAGACAUUUCCCAUUGCUUCCCCACCCUCCUUUUGGGUAUUGCCUGGGUAGGAAACUGGCCUUGCGGUAUCAUCCCGACAAGAAUCCAGGGGAUGCUCAAGCAGCAGAAAUAUUCAAAGAGAUCAACACAGCUCACGCCAUACUGAGCGACUCUAAGAAGCGGAAAAUUUACGACCGGCAUGGCUCGUUGGGAAUAUAUCUGUAUGAUCACUUUGGUGAAGAAGGCGUCAGAUACUAUUUUAUUAUGAAUAGUUGUUGGUUCAAGACACUUGUCAUCCUGUGUACACUGCUCACUUGUUGCUGUUGCUGUUGUUGCUGCUGUUUUUGCUGUGGAACACUUAAACCACCACCUGAGCAGGAUAGUGGGAGAAAAUAUCAGCAGAAUGUCCAGAGUCAGCCUCCAAGGUCAGGUGAGAACUGUAGGCAGGGACUAUGA
Molecule: messenger RNA, 693 nt
Organism: Cebus imitator (Panamanian white-faced capuchin)
Lineage: Eukaryota; Metazoa; Chordata; Mammalia; Primates; Cebidae
Gene: DNAJC5G
Product: DnaJ heat shock protein family (Hsp40) member C5 gamma
Exons: 3
Coding region: 94-693 (199 amino acids)
Source: RefSeq, a predicted model, not a curated record